AGUGUUGUCUGGCAUAUUGUCUGUGAUUGUAUUUACAUGUAUAUUGAAUAGUUGUCUAAUUUCUGUAUUGACGUAGGGUAUUGUCUUUUCAAUGGCUGGAUUCCUAGACUAUCACUUUGUGGUGGAUCAACUUUGCCUGGGCUUCUUGAAUAGCCAGGUCACAUUGUCGGUCGGUAGGAUGUGGCCGAGUAGGAGGGAAAUGGAGUAUUUCUCUUCUAUUAUCCUGGCCUGUUCCAUGUAUAUAUGCCUUCUCAUAUUCACCGCUAUGAAUCAUAAACCCGUCCCUCUGUCACCGAAAGUUGAUCGCCUUCUCAAAGACGCGAUGCAUCUCCGGCGCGUCUGUGACCUAUACUCGAAAUUCUAUGGCCAUCCUCCCCUCUUCGAACGCAUCUAUGACAUCGCGCAUAUGAUCAUCCAUAGCUUUGGGUACAUUGAACGUUCUAGUCGCCUGUACGGCCUUGACCCAGCCGGUAUGCAGCGGUUGAUCAGUACGCUUGAUCACUGCGUUCUGCGAGUUGCGCAGUUAAAGCAGAUCUUUCUGCAGAUGCCCGACUCCUGGUUGUUAUCCACUCGACAGAAAAAAGACCAUAUGAGAAGGGAGAUGGAGGCUUUGGCGAAUUCGUUGGUUGCAUUUAAGCGCAUCUAUUUCUUGUUGGAUGAGAUUGAUGCGCUUGUGAUGGCUUUCGAGAAGGUCAAUAGACCUGUGAUCCUUUCGGGGUUGGGAAUCAGUGUGCCGGCGUAUUUGGUCAGAUAGACAUAUUUGGCAGGUUGGUCGGUCACCAAAGGAGGCAUAUGUCAG
Paecilomyces variotii is the source of this 799-nucleotide messenger RNA. RefSeq lists its product as hypothetical. Lineage: Eukaryota; Fungi; Ascomycota; Eurotiomycetes; Eurotiales; Thermoascaceae. The transcript is spliced from 3 exons. Bases 92 to 754 code for a protein of 220 amino acids. The record is from RefSeq and is a predicted model, not a curated record.